This is a messenger RNA of Sipha flava (yellow sugarcane aphid), 3521 nucleotides long. Its product is annotated as probable RNA helicase armi. The transcript is spliced from 14 exons. Gene Ontology annotation, molecular function: helicase activity. Lineage: Eukaryota; Metazoa; Arthropoda; Insecta; Hemiptera; Aphididae. The record is from RefSeq and is a predicted model, not a curated record. The coding region runs from base 442 to 3465 and encodes 1007 amino acids.
CAGUGAACCGCUCGUAUUCGAACUUUGGAUGUAUUACCACAGAAUAGAAGAUGUAUUACACUUGUAAUACUUCGUGCCGUUUUGGGAAACACUGCGUGUCGUUGACAGAUUCACCACGAAAACAUGGCGCAUGUGCCCGGUUUCGUCGCGAUAACAAAUGUGCACCGACGAACGUUUAUUUUAUUCAAAUCUAUCCGCCUCAUGACAUAAUCUCAGUUCUUUCCAAAACCAUAUUUUUUUCUACUCGAAUGUUUUGCUUUUGGUUCAUGGCGUCGUCCGGACGACUAUUCGCUCGUCGCGCGUGUUUUUAACUACAAUUCGUCAUCGACUCCCGGUCGUUUUCGAUUGUACACUUCCCCGACUCGGCUAUCUGUCAUUUUCCGUAGAAUCCCGCGUCCAUGUGAGAAAUCGUCGUGUGAACGUCAUCCUACUCCCCGGAACAUGGUGUCGCUGUUGACCAAUAUCUGGAACUGGGUUUCCGGACAAACGCAGAUGCACGAAUUGCCGGAAAACAUAUUUUUCGAAAAAGACGUAUCGGCCGACAACGGUUUCUGGAUAUCGUGCAUUUUGGACCCAACUUUGGAAAUCAAAUAUGUUAACGGUAUUGUGACACAUAUGUUGGAUACGGAUAAAUGUCUGAUAAAUGGUAUUUAUCAUUAUCAGCCAAAAACUGAAAAAGAAAUUCGAAACUUUCCCUACAUAGAAGUAAACAGUGCUGUCAGGAUAUCUCUCUACAGGAAAAAGAAUUCAAAUGCACAGUGGCAAGUUGCGAGUUGCUUUAUAUCAAAAGAAGGUUCUCGCCAUCGAGGCACAAAUGUUGCACAGAAUGAGUCUGUGAGAGUUCAUUUUAGUAGUAAUGAAUCCCCUCCUCAUAUCAAUCAGGUUAAAGAAAAUGAUGAAAGUCUUAUGACUGUGGAAGUAAUGGGCGAUAUGCCUAAAAUGGUUGCUUUAGAUCAUGAAUCGACAAUACAGAUAUUAUUUAGGAAUAACAGCUUUGUUGAAGAGCAAGAGUUAAUUGAUUAUCACACCAUGGAAGGAAAUAAAUCACAGUUAUUUGUUGCCAAUAAAAUUAUAUUACCUUUAAUAAUUGGUGCACAUUCACAGUAUAUUUUUGAUAUAAACAUUAAAGGAAAGUAUUUAGGAAAAUCCACUGAGAAGGUUAUAUUUAUUUUCAAAGAUAUUACUUACAAAGUAGGAAUAAAUAUUGAUAUUACUGACUCAAGAAUAAUUAUUCCAAAUAAUCCUGGUAUAUAUACCCGCAAAGAAGUUGAUAUGAAGAGGUUAUUUGAACUUCUAAACGAUCCUAUCAUUCUUGGGGUUCAUAAAAAUAAUAGAGUACAGUUUCCAGCUGUUAAAAUAGGAAAUUGGAAUAUUCCAUCUCAACUAACAAAAUGUUUCUGGACAGAAGAUGGAAAAUUUAAUACAAAUUUAUCUGAAAUUAAAACAAAAAUUGCUACAUUGUAUCCUGCUGUUUUUGAAACUCUUACCUACCACAAUUACAAAGCAAAAUUUCAUAGCCUUUUAUUCAUUGAAGAAAUUGAAGUUUUUCGUUGCCUCCAAAAAUAUUCUAAAGAAAGAAUUCAUUUUGAUCAUGUUGGGGAAUAUUUGGUUUUAAAAAUACCAGACCUUUCUGAGCAACGUCCUUCAUUAAUUCCUGGUGAUCGAAUUUCAGUUACAGAUCCACCAAACUGCACUAAAAGAUUAGGUGAAUCUGGACAAUAUGAAGGUAUUAUUCAUAGGGUUUUGGCAGACGAAAUAUGGUUGAAGUUUGAUCCAGAAUUUCAUUCAAUCUGUGGCCAUUGGGAUUACAGUGUAAACUUCUUUAAUUCUAGAACUGUUACUCGUAAACAGCAUGAAGUCAUCGACAAGUUAUGGGAAAAGAAAAGAUUAGGGGAAUCAUUUUUGUUCCCGUACCGGGAUUGUAUGGAAUAUCAGCCCUCAAAAUUGGAAAUCACAAGCCUUAAUGAGAUCAAUACAAAUCCUAAUUUUAAUGAUAAUUUAGACAUGAAAACCGAUUCUCUAUUACCUUCACCAAAAGUUGUACAAAAUAUCAGAUGGUUUAAUGAAAAGUUGAAUUCCGAACAAAAAUCUGCAGUUAUUAAUAUUCUGAAAGGUGAAGGAAGACCAAUGCCAUAUAUUAUUUAUGGACCACCUGGUACUGGGAAAACUAUUACAUUAACAGAAGCUAUCAUUCAAGUAUACAAACAAUUCCCCAAAAGCAAAUUGUUGAUAUGUGCUCCUACAAAUGCUGCUGUUGACAUAUUGCUGAGUAAAUUAGUUAAUUCGGGUUUAUUCAAUCCCUCUAUAUUGAAACGAUUAGUUGGUUAUAAUCAUUUUAUCAGUAAUGCAUAUGAUAUGGAUUUUGAUGAGUAUUGUGCGUUACCUGAACUCGAAUCUUCAGUCCAAUAUCAAGAAACAGAUUCAAAGUUAAUAAGGAAAAGGGAUAUUCUUAAACUACGCAUAGUUCUCACUACAGAAGGCUCAUCUGGUAUACUUUAUAUGAUGGGUCUUAAAAGUGGAACCUUUACUCACAUAUUUAUUGAUGAAGCUGGACAAUCAAUGGAACCAGAAAUAUUAUUACCUCUUUCAUUUCUGGAUCCUAGUCGUGAUGGACAAGUUGUGUUGGCUGGAGAUCCAAAGCAGUUAGGACCUGUUCUUAUGUCAAAUAUAUCAAAGUUCUCUGGUUUGAAUCAGUCCAUGUUAUUGCGAUUUAUCAACUAUCCAUCUUACCUGAGAGAUCUUAAUAUGUUUCCAGAACAUAACGGUUAUAACCCUAAAGUCAUUACACAUUUGGUUAAAAAUUAUCGAUCUGUACCAGAAAUUUUACAUAAUUACAGUAAACUAUUUUAUAAAUCAUUACUUGUGGCAACUAAAGUAGAAGAUAAUACACCAGAGAGAAUAUUAUUAAACAAUUUAAAUGAAAAUGUUCACUGGGAAAUUGGUUGUAAGGGACCAGUUAUUGUGCAUGGUAUUAUUGGAGAAAACCAUCAAGAGCCCCAUAGUCCUUCAUGGUUUAAUCCCCAUGAAGCUUUCCAAGUAUUAUUGUAUGUUACACGGUUAAUGAAAGCAGGAAUAUCAGCUGAUGACAUAGGCAUUAUCACUCCUUAUAGUAGUCAGAUUGCUAAAAUUAGUGAGUUAUUGAAAAUGUAUCAUCCAUCUGUUAAAUUACCCAAAGUGGGUUCUGUUGAAAUGUUCCAAGGUCAAGAAAAAAUGGUCAUUUUGAUAUCUAUGGUCAGGAAUCAAUCAUUGAUAGGAAAUAAUGUUGAUGAAAAAUUUAAACUCGGCUUUCUUAUGGCAAAAGAACGCACCAAUGUUGCAAUUUCUAGAGCAAAAGCAUUACUUAUUAUUAUCGGUAAUCCAUUCAUAAUGCAAAAGAAUACAAAAUGGAACUACAUUCUGCAGCGAGCAAUAAGGGAGGAAAACUAUAUUGGAUGUACUAUUCCAGAAGUUAAUGCUGAUUCCUAAUACUAAUAUUGUUAUUUAUUUUUAAGUUUUAAAUAAAUAUUUUUUUUAAUGUUAAA